AUGAAUACACCGAAAACUGCACGCUACAGCGACAUCUACCACUGGUGGUUCAAUCGUCCCGUUCCAAACGAGGUAAACCUUCCUAUCGAUCCUCUCCUCCUCAUCGAGGCUCCGGCAAUUGUACAGCGUCGUAAAGGCAGGCCAACGGGCCCUGCUGCACCUCGUCAAUCAACCCGUGGCCGUGCUCGUGCACCUGCUGAUGCAACUCGACGUGAUCCAUCUCAAUUCGAAAUUGUUGAUCAACAAGCUCCGGCGCAGCGAGCACGACGGCGUGGUGGAGGGCCAGGAUCACGUGGAGGAACGUCGCAUCUCCGGCGAGCUCAUAAGACUACUGCUCGUGCAGAGCGAGCAGAUAGUGUUUCGACACGGAGGCAAGCGGACUAA
This is a messenger RNA of Mytilinidion resinicola, 384 nucleotides long. RefSeq lists its product as uncharacterized. NCBI's taxonomy places the organism in Eukaryota, Fungi, Ascomycota, Dothideomycetes, Mytilinidiales, Mytilinidiaceae. The transcript has 4 exons. The coding region runs from base 1 to 384 and encodes 127 amino acids. The record is from RefSeq and is a predicted model, not a curated record.